AUGUCAGCCUCUGAUUCAUCGCCUGAAGAAAAGAUGGACAGCCGCUAUAGCACUCCAGCCCCAGAGCUGGACGACCACCGAAGCAAUUUGGGUGUCCAUCCCGCACAUGUUGCCCUGGCCCUGCCCACGGUUGAGCUACAAGUUCCCACGCCAAGGCCAAGCGCUAUCGAAGAACGGGAUCUGAUAUCUGUUGACAAUGCACUGCUGAAGACACGCGAACAGGAGAGGCACCCCAUCACUCGAGACUUUGAGAACGCCAUCGAAGAUGAUGACAAGAGCGAUGUGGAAUUCGAUGGUCCACAAAGCAGUCUCAGACGCCCAUCCCUUCAUACGAGGAGAUUUACGAACAAUCGGGAGGGUCGUACUCGUCUUCCAAGAAAUGACCGUUCACGGGAGAGCUCGUCCUCCCGAUCAACGUCACCAGCCAACUCCAUUGAAGCCUUCGCCGAGCCACGUCGACGACAACGCGCCAACACUGCUGAAAGCCAUGCGUCCUCAGCCCUAGAGGCUUUCCGUAAUCGCGCCUACUCGAAUGGCACCAACCAAAGACGCCCAACCCUGAGUAACAUCAGCAUUCCUCCUGCUCUUACCCAGCGGACGGACAAGGACCUCAGCGAGGAUGUGACCUUCCCCACCGACGAGGAACCUGGAAAGACAUAUAAGAUUGAUUUUGAGGAACUCGAGGAAUUUGUCGCUCUCUGUGCACAAGGCAAGAUUCCGGACGACCAGGUAACCGAGGCUUCGACUGACAGCCGGGCCUUUGUGGAUCUCCGGAACCAACAUGGCGGCCACGCCGAAGCACCCAAUGCCAUCCUCAACGGCGAAUGUUUUUAUGAGAAACCGAUUACGCAGCACGAUUCGAACAACGGUCAAUCCUCAUCGGAAGAGGAGGUCAUAAUCAGACCAAGGCAUGCUCCUCCAGAGCCCAUCGACAGAUUCUUCUUGUUUACCUCUGAAUUGACCCAAGGCCAACGUGCCAAGAAAUUGGGUGAUUUGGUUGCCGAUGGUACCACGUUCCGUGAUCUUUUCGAGGUCGGACCUGAUGGUGGUGUUUGGUGGCUAGACGUUCUCAACCCCACCAGAGCCGAGCUCGCUGUCCUUUGCAGGGCCUUCAAGAUCCAUCGCCUCACCCAGGAAGAUAUCGAGACCCAAGAGGCUCGCGAGAAGGUGGAGUUGUUUUCACAGUACUACUUUGUCUGUUUCAGGUCAUUCAACAUGGUCCGGGGCCACGAAGACUUUCUCGAUCCAAUUCACGUCUAUAUCGUCGUCUGCGGUGAUGGAGUUCUGAGCUUCAGCUACAGCCCACACCCACACCCGAAGAACGUGCGCAAGCGCAUCGCCAAGCUUGGUGACUUCCUUUCCCUUGGUCCGGAUUACAUCUGUUACGCCAUGAUUGACGAUAUUGUUGACUCCUUUGCGCCCAUCAUUCGCGAUGCGGAGCAAGAAUCCGAGAACAUUGAGGACCAAGUAUUUAUCGCUCGGGAGGACGACUUCUUGGCUCUUCUGCGGCAGAUUGGUGAAUGCCGUAAGCGCGUUCUUAACAUGAUGCGGUUGUUGGGUGGCAAGGCAGACGUCAUCAAGGGUUUUGCAAAGCGCUGCAACGACCAAUACCAGAUGACGCCUCGUGGUGAUAUUGGACUGUACCUGGGCGAUAUCCAAGAUCACGUCGUGACGAUGAUGUCGAACUUGGGGCACGUGGAGAAGAUGCUCUCCCGCUCGCACGCAAAUUACCUAGCCCAGCUCAAUGUGGACAACAUCUUAAAGGGCAACCACACCAACAAGAAUUUGGCAAAGAUUACGGUUUUGGCGACCAUCCUAGUGCCCAUGAACCUCAUCACAGGUCUCUUUGGCAUGAACGUCAAUGUCCCUGGCAAAAAUACCGAGGGUCUGUAUUGGUUCUUUGGCAUCCUUGGGGGUAUCGGCGUGUUUGUUAUGAUGUGUCUGCUUCUUGCAAGAAGACUACGGGCCAUCUAA
Molecule: messenger RNA, 1974 nt
Organism: Cladophialophora psammophila CBS 110553
Lineage: Eukaryota; Fungi; Ascomycota; Eurotiomycetes; Chaetothyriales; Herpotrichiellaceae
Exons: 1
Coding region: 1-1974 (657 amino acids)
Biological process (GO): magnesium ion transmembrane transport; intracellular magnesium ion homeostasis
Cellular component (GO): plasma membrane
Molecular function (GO): magnesium ion transmembrane transporter activity
Source: RefSeq, a predicted model, not a curated record